AGAAGACACCUCUUCAGGCACGCCGGCUUCCCCCGCGCGACGAAGCUGAAACAUCAAUAAACUUCGUCGCUUCCAAAAAAAAGGGGAGUAGUUACGGACGGGCGUCAUGGCGGACCCGGCGGCGCAGGCCUCCCCACAGCCCCGGCUUCAGCAGAACCAGGCCAGCAUGACGGUUGGUUCGAACGCCAGCUCGGGCUCCGGCUCUGGAUCCGGGUCCGGCAAUAGUGAUCCGGCCAGGCCGGGUCUGAGCCAGCAGCAGCGCGCCAGCCAGAAGAAAGCGCAGGUCCGUGCUUUUCCGCGGGCCAAGAAGCUGGAAAAGCUGGGAGUGUUUUCUGCUUGCAAGGCCAAUGAUACUUGUAAGUGUAAUGGGUGGAAGAACCCUCACCCGCCGACUGCCACCCGGCUGGACCUGCAGCAGCAGGCAGCCAGCUUGAGCGAGCCCUGCCGGAGCUGCGGACAUGCCCUGGCGGAACACGUGUCACACCUGGAGAACGUGUCAGAGGAGGAGAUCAACCGGCUUCUGGGGAUGGUGGUGGAUGUGGAGAACCUGUUUAUGUCUGUCCACAAGGAGGAAGACACUGACACCAAACAGGUGUACUUCUACCUCUUCAAGUUACUCAGGAAGUGCAUCCUGCAGAUGAGUAAGCCCAUAGUGGAAGGGUCCCUGGGCAGCCCCCCCUUUGAGAAGCCCAACAUCGAGCAGGGAGUGCUGAACUUCGUGCAGUACAAGUUCAGCCACCUGGCGCCCAAGGAGAGGCAGACGAUGGUCGAGCUAUCCAAGAUGUUCCUGCUGUGCCUUAACUACUGGAAGCUGGAGACACCGUCGCAGUUCCGCCAGCGCUCCCAGAAAGAUGACAGCACGGCCUAUAAAGUGAACUACACCAGGUGGCUGUGUUACUGCCACAUCCCGCAGUGCAACGACAGCCUGCCGCGCUACGAGACCACGCAGGUGUUCGGCCGCAGCCUUCUCAAGUCCAUCUUCACCGUCACGCGGCGCCAGUUGCUGGAGAAGUUCCGCACCGAGAAGGACAAGCUGCUGCCUGAGAAGCGAACUCUCAUCCUCACACAUUUCCCCAAGUUCCUUUCCAUGCUGGAGGAGGAGAUCUAUGGGGAGAAUUCGCCCAUCUGGGACGCAGACUUCACCAUGCCCGCCUCAGAAGGAGGGCAGAUUGGGCACCAGACGGCAGUGAUCAGCCCCGCGUCCGUAUCGGGCACCCCUUCCUUCACCAAAAACAGCAGCAACUCCUGUUCUCUGGGCAGCGCUAGUCUGGAUUCUGGUGUCUCGGAGCCCAUGCCAGGUGAGAAGAGGAGGCUUCCAGAGGCACUGACUCUAGAAGAUGCCAAGAGAAUCCGCGUGAUGGGAGAUAUCCCCAUGGAGCUGGUGAACGAGGUCAUGAUGACCAUCACCGACCCUGCUGCCAUGCUGGGGCCGGAGACAAGCCUGCUGUCGGCAAACGCGGCGCGGGAUGAGACUGCCCGGCUGGAGGAGAGGCGCGGCAUCAUCGAGUUCCACGUCAUCGGCAACUCGCUCUCCCAGAAAUCCAAUAAGAGGAUCCUGAUGUGGCUGGUGGGCCUGCAGAACGUCUUCUCCCACCAGCUUCCCCGCAUGCCUAAGGAGUACAUCACCAGGCUGGUGUUUGAUCCGAAGCACAAGACGCUGGCCCUCAUCAAGGACGGACGUGUUAUCGGGGGGAUCUGCUUUAGGAUGUUCCCCACCCAAGGUUUCACUGAAAUAGUCUUCUGUGCAGUUACAUCUAACGAGCAGGUCAAGGGUUACGGCACUCACCUGAUGAACCAUCUGAAGGAGUAUCACAUCAAGCAUGGCAUACUGUACUUCCUCACGUACGCCGACGAAUACGCCAUUGGCUACUUCAAGAAACAAGGCUUUUCCAAAGAUAUUAAGGUGCCAAAGAGCCGCUACCUGGGCUAUAUUAAGGAUUAUGAGGGGGCGACUCUGAUGGAGUGCGAGCUCAAUCCCCGAAUCCCCUACACAGAACUCUCUCACAUCAUCAAGAGACAGAAGGAGAUUAUAAAGAAGCUCAUUGAAAGGAAGCAGAGUCAGAUCAGGAGGGUCUAUCCGGGCCUGACGUGCUUCAAGGAGGGUGUGCGGCAGAUCCCGGUGGAGAGCAUCCCUGGAAUCCGUGAAGCUGGAUGGAAGCCCAGCGGGAGGGAUAAGUGUAGCAAGGAGUUGAAAGACCCUGAUCUCUUAUAUAAUAUUCUGAAAAACCUGCUGGCACAGAUUAAGACUCACCCAGACGCCUGGCCCUUCAUGGAGCCGGUGAAGAAAGCCGAAGCUCCAGAUUACUAUGAAAUCAUUCGCUUUCCCAUCGAUUUGAAAACCAUGACAGAACGCUUGAAGAAUCGUUACUAUGUGACGAAAAAGUUGUUCAUCGCCGACCUGCAGCGCGUUAUCACCAACUGCCGGGAGUAUAACCCCCCCGACAGCGAGUACUGCAAAUGUGCCAACACACUGGAGAAGUUCUUCUACUUCAAGCUAAAGGAGAGCGGCUUGAUUGACAAAUGAGGAUGAGGUACCACCUUCAAAAGCAAUGCAUUGUGGGAGGGGUCGGCAGGGUCCAAGAGAACACCACAGAUGAAGCUUAUGAACUAUGGAACAAAGAGUGGGAUGUGAAGCGUUACUGUGGCAGGAGACGGUAGGGAUUGAGUGUUUCCCGCACAGGUGCUUUCAGCUCUGGUUUGCGGAGCCUCACAUUUUGGUUUUGCUUUGUUCUGGCUGAGCUCUUAAUUAGCAAGUACUGAGCUGUUUGAAAUAAUUGCCAGGUUUCAGUCAUGUUAUGAGUGAAUGUGUUUAAAGGGUUUGCUAUAUUUUUUUAUCACUUGUGAAAAAGUGUUAAUUUAUUAUUAUUGAAUCAUUUAGUGAUCUUUUAUGUAAAUGUAGUAAUCAAGUAAUUGAAUUAAAUGCGCCUUCGUUAAAACAAACAAUCCUGGCAAAUAUUGUUACUUUUGCAUGUGUUGCUCCAAUAAGACACAUUGGGUUUUCCACGAAUGGGAGAAAUGUCCACCAAACAAGUAUUUAAUUCAUGCAGUUUUUAGCUGAGACUAAUAUAAAAUUACGGUCAAGUCAAGAGCCAGCCAGGCCCAGAGUUGAAAGCUCCUCCAGAUUUGUGUUGUUCCCAGCACCAAGUUGCUAUGUUUAAAAUAAGGUGAAUACGGUGGAAACCUUUUUGUUCUGUGACGUUUGCAUUAUGGAUUAUUAUUUAGCCUUUUUAAUGAACAACGGUCCCUGUUGGGAAAGGAGUGGUCACAUGAAGCUGUUUUGCGUACAACCAACAAACAUUUAGCCAAGGCUGUGCAAACACAGCAUGCAUAAGUGCAGAAGUGGAAAAAAAAGUCAAAGCCCCUGGGCUCAGUCACAAAUUAAGACAGUUAAUCAAUAUGAUAUUAAGCUAAGUGGCAUUAUGAUGUCUGUUACAUAGUACAUGUUCCGUGUCAAGUGUGAACCUCUGGUGGGUCUCUUCAGGGUCCUGUUUUUGGUUUCAUUCAAGUACCAUUGGGAGGGUCUGAUUUGGGCCUGACUCGCUCUUGGACCCUUGUGCCACUGGCUGCCCCUCUCCUGCACCGCAGUGGAGUCACCCCGUACAGUGGGGCCUGUACUAUGAGCGCUAAUAAUAACUCGGUUUCGUAUUCCCUCUACUGUAAGCUACAAGUGUCACAAAGGCUACACUCCACGUUAUUUGUUGCUCAUUUGUCUCUAUUGCUUGAGUUUUAAGAAAAAGAAUUGUCGCAUAUUACAUGAAGGGCAUUAUGUUUGUUUUUUUUGUGUGUGUGUGUGUGGUUUUUUUCUGCUUGUCUUCGCCUUUUGUGCCUGAGUCUUGUUCAUACGAACCAUAAUGGGAGUCAAAACCCGCAGUGGCUGAUAUCCAGGUCCUUCAUGUCAUUCAAAGCCAAAUUUCCAGUUUAUCCAUAUAAGGCUUCAAUGUCAAGCGUUUGGUUUUCGGUCACUUGUUAAACUUUACUCCCCUUUUCACUGUACGUGCAAAUAAAGUGCUUUUAUAUGGUAUUCUUCAUUUUCAGUGGUGUUGCUAUGAGGAAUCUGCAGUGGGGCAGAUUCUACAUUGAUUUUCAUGGAAAAGUGAAGUGAUUGUAAAAUGGACAUGUUGUGUUUCCUCACACUGCUCUGCUCUGCUUGAAAGCAAAUGUAUCAGUAGAGAGAUGCGUACAUGGUUUAUGUUGGUGUAGUGGGGCUAUAAAGCUGACAUCCUCUAACUUGUUUUAGUUGAAAUGCCAAGGAACUAUGUAUGAGGACCUGGGGGUGGUCCACAGAGCAAGAUUUCUCAAUUAGCUGGGUUAACUUAAGCUGAAAGUUAAGAUUGUCCAAUAAGAGUUUAAGUAAGGAACAUUCCUAUUAGACCAUCGUGACUUCUAGCUGAAGCUACCUCAGAUAACUGUGAAAUCAUGGGUUCUAGGUCUAGCACAGUGUUUCCGAACCCAGUCCAUGUGUUCCAGACAGCUCACAUUUUUGCUCCCUCCUAAUACAAAUGUGUGAUCACUUAAGUAACUAAAAUGCACUGGUGGGAUCCUCCUUCAGAAUUGUUCACAUUGUCAUCCCCUAGUCUAGGAGAAGAAUACGAAGGAAACACCACCUCUUUCUGCCUGUACUUUCAUUCAUUUUUUCCCCCUCACUUUUAGUCUGAGUGCUACUUUUCAAAACCUGAAUAUUCAUGAGGAAAUACAAGUAUAGAAUGAGGUAAAUCGCUGCUUUUUCAGUAAGCACCCACCCACCACCCCCCCAUCACAGAUUUACAAAACAUUAGCCAGUGCUGCCUUGCAAAAUUCAAACAAAUAGUAAGUGUUACUGUUGUUGAUCUGCCCAUCAGAAAAGCUGGUGGUCAAUUUACUGCUAGGGAAAUUUUGCUCCACUGGUGAUUUUUCCUCCCACUUGUAUCCUAUUGUCAGACCUUAUGGAUUGUAACAGUUUUUUUUAUUAUUAUUUUUUAGAUGACGUUGGUUUAUUUUUGUUUUUCUUUAAGUGUAUUUUAUAUGAUGAUUUUCUUCUAUUAUCAGAUGACAUGGAACAAUUAAAAAACUUCAAUAAUGAUAUUUGUUACAUCAUUUAUUUGGAAGAGUGUUUUCUUCAUUUUUGGCAGGAUGUAACUGAUUGAAGCUGAAACACAAUCCCCGUUUAGUCACAUUUUUAGCGCAGUCUGUGAGCACAGAAGCACAUCAGCGUGUCCCGAGUUCCUCUGCAGUGUUUCUCGUUUUCAUUGUCCGGGUGACUUAUUUCAUUUUGUAUGCAUGUUAGCAUAGUGAGUUGCUUGGAAUCACUCCCUACAAUCCAAAGACUAGUGAUCCAGAUAAGAAUGCAAAUUUAUAUGGGCUUUAUAUGGGACGGACUGGCAUAUUAACUAGGGUGCUGUGCCUCCCUGGACGGGCUCCAGCUACCACAAGCUUAAUUAUAAAAGCUGUUACUGAUAAUGGAUCGGUGGAAAAUAAUUGCAAUAAACUCCCCAUCUCCAUUGUGACGUUUACACUGGUGCACUUCUAUGUGAGAAGCGCUGUGCGUCUUGUGUUUACACAAGGUUUGGCUGUGAUUUGAUGUGUAUGUGCAAGAGCAUUAACUAGUAAUCUAUACGUAUGUGAACUGUACUAAUAUUCAAAUCUCUAUGUGAAUGUGUUUAUUAGACGUGCAAAAAAUGACCAUGGCUAGUUUGUGUAGAAAAUAAAAAUAGUAUGAUUUCCCUUG
This is a messenger RNA of Brienomyrus brachyistius, 5704 nucleotides long. It is a transcript of the gene kat2a, whose product is annotated as K(lysine) acetyltransferase 2A. Gene Ontology annotation, cellular component: nucleus; histone acetyltransferase complex. Bases 107 to 2524 code for a protein of 805 amino acids. Gene Ontology annotation, biological process: positive regulation of transcription by RNA polymerase II; chromatin remodeling. The transcript is spliced from 18 exons. The record is from RefSeq and is a predicted model, not a curated record. Lineage: Eukaryota; Metazoa; Chordata; Actinopteri; Osteoglossiformes; Mormyridae. Gene Ontology annotation, molecular function: protein binding; histone H3 acetyltransferase activity.